UACGGAUAGAUGAAUGAUUGAUUUUACAUAAAAUUAUAUUUUCUCUAGAAAAGGUUUUUCUCUAUAAAUUAUAAUUUCCAUAAAACCAGAUUUCCUACUAAAAUGACACCUCCAAAACUCCUCUGAGGAGGUUCCAGUGGCCCUGGAGACUUGGGAAUGCCGGGCCAGAUGGAACGAGCAGCACUGGAACCUCGGAUCCUCCUUCCCAGAGCCCUGGAUCAGGUCCCACCAGAACCAUGGAGACACCCUGGGGAAAGGUGUUGGAGAUCCUGGAGUCCAUGGGAAUCUGUCCUGGAACACGGGGCUGGAUCUGGCUGUGGAGGACACCAGGACAAUGCCACACCUUCAUUCCAUAUGAUCCCAAAUCACUGCCUGCACCGGGAUGUGGGGCUGGAUCUGGCUUUGGAAGAGACUGGGUCAAUCCUAUGCCUUCAUUCCAGGUGAUCCUAAAUCUCCACCUGUACCAGGAUUUGGGGCUGGAUCUGACUUUGGAGGACACCAGGACAAUCCUGACAAUCCCUUCAUUCCAGGUGUUCCCAAACCCCUGCCAGCACUGGAAUGUGGGGCUGGAUCCGUCUUUGGAGAACACCAGGACAAUCCCUUUAUUCCAUGUGAUCCCAAAUCUCCACCUGCACUGGAAUGUGGAGCUGGAUCUGGCUUCAAAGGACACCAGGACAAUCCCUUUAUUCCACGUGAUCCCAAAUCCCUCUCUGAACCAGGAUUUGGAGCUGGAUCUGGCUUUGAAAGAGACUGGGACAACCCCACACCUUCAUCCUGGACAAUCCCGUGUGUUCAUUCCAUGUGAUCCCAAAUCUCCACCUGCCCUGAAAUGUGGGGCUGGAUCUGCCUUUGGAGACUGGGACAAUCCCUUCAUUCCAGGUGUUCCCAAAACCCUGCCACCACUGGGAUGUGGACCUGGAUUGGUCUUUGGAGAACACCAGGACAAUCCCUUUAUUCCACGUGAUCCCAAAUCUCCACCUGCACUGGAAUGUGGAGCUGGAUCUGGCUUUAAAGGACACCAGGACAGUCCCUUUAUUCCACGUGAUCCCAAAUCCCUCUCUGAACCAGGAUCUGGGGCUGGAUCUGCCUUUGGAGACUGGGACAACCCCUUCAUUCCAGGUGUUCCCAAAACCCUGCCACCACUGGGAUGUGGAGCUGGAUCGGUCUUUGGAAGAGAUCAGGACAAUCCCACACCUCCAUUCCAGGUGAUCCCAAAUCUCCACCGGUACCGGGAUGUGAGACUGGAUCGAUCUUUGAAGGACACCAGGAAAUUCCCACUCCUGCAUUCUGGACAAUCCCAGGCCUUCCUUCCAGCUGAUCCCAAAUCCCAGCCUGCACCAGGAUCUGGAAGUUCAGGGCUGGGAAAACAGGGAAUCUGAGUUAAUCGGGAUAAUUUCCAUUGGAAUUGGGAUAAUUUCCAUUGGAAUUGGGAUAAUUUCCACUGGAACUGGGAUAAUUUCAUUG
Passer domesticus (house sparrow) is the source of this 1464-nucleotide messenger RNA. RefSeq lists its product as uncharacterized. The record is from RefSeq and is a predicted model, not a curated record. The coding region runs from base 237 to 1379 and encodes 380 amino acids. The transcript has 2 exons. NCBI's taxonomy places the organism in Eukaryota, Metazoa, Chordata, Aves, Passeriformes, Passeridae.